AUGACUUCCGAGAUCCGACGAAAGCUCGUCAUUGUCGGCGACGGCGCCUGCGGCAAGACCUGCCUGCUCAUUGUCUUUUCCAAGGGCACCUUCCCCGAGGUGUACGUCCCCACUGUUUUCGAGAACUACGUCGCCGAUGUCGAGGUCGACGGUAAACACGUAGAGCUGGCUCUCUGGGAUACCGCAGGCCAGGAAGACUACGACCGUCUCCGACCGCUAUCUUACCCUGACUCCCACGUCAUCCUCGUCUGCUUUGCCAUCGACUCCCCAGACUCGCUCGACAACGUCCAGGAGAAGUGGAUCUCCGAAGUCCUCCAUUUCUGCCACAGCCUCCCCAUCAUCCUCGUUGGCUGCAAGAAGGAUCUACGGUACGACCCGAAGACGAUUGAGGAGCUCCACAAGACCUCGCAGAAGCCCGUCACAACUGAGCAGGCUGAGGAAGUCGCCAAGAAGAUCCAGGCCAUGAAGUACCUCGAGUGCUCGGCCAAGACGAACGAGGGUGUCCGGGAGGUCUUCGAGCACGCCACCCGCGCGGCUCUAAUGAACAAGCAGGGCGGGCGUCAUGGAAAGAGCAAGAAGCCGAAGUGCGUGGUGUUGUAG
Messenger RNA from Mytilinidion resinicola, 600 nucleotides. RefSeq names its product GTP-binding protein rhoA. The transcript is spliced from 5 exons. Lineage: Eukaryota; Fungi; Ascomycota; Dothideomycetes; Mytilinidiales; Mytilinidiaceae. Gene Ontology annotation, biological process: small GTPase-mediated signal transduction. The record is from RefSeq and is a predicted model, not a curated record. The coding region runs from base 1 to 600 and encodes 199 amino acids. Gene Ontology annotation, molecular function: GTPase activity; GTP binding.